This is a messenger RNA of Alligator mississippiensis (American alligator), 4992 nucleotides long. RefSeq names its product chromosome 7 C3orf80 homolog (gene C7H3orf80). The coding region runs from base 678 to 1310 and encodes 210 amino acids. NCBI's taxonomy places the organism in Eukaryota, Metazoa, Chordata, Crocodylia, Alligatoridae. The transcript has 4 exons. The record is from RefSeq and is a predicted model, not a curated record.
GAAAAAGAAAAGCCAAACUCUUUUCUGCGCUUGAGCUCUGGGCCGGCGGCGGGAAGCUCAUGCUCCUUCCAAUUUCCUGUCAGGUCCAUGUUUGAGAUCUGACAAAUUCCUGGCAGGGUGCAUUGAUCUGGCUAUAAAUACCUGACGGUGAGGGGCGGGAAGCCCCCUGGAAGGAGGGCCCGGGCCGGGCCGGGCCCCAAGGCGAGGCGAGAGGCGGGAGCAGCUCCCGCAGCCGCGGCGGAGCAGCCCCGCCAGCGAAGUCCCUAAUGGAAGGGGAGCUGCAUUAAGCCCAUUAACAUCGGCUAAAUGGCUCCCAUCAAUUUUUAAUCAGAAACCCAAGCGGGGCGCGGGGCGGCGGAUCCCAGCAGCAAGUAAAUUUAAAUACCGGUGACGGGGAAAUCCAAUCACUUAAGCGGAGGAGCCCGCGAGGCAGCGCUGUCGGGCUGCCGGGGAGGGGGGGCGGCAGCUAUAUUAAUAAAGAUUAAAGCGCUGCGAAGCGGCCAUGCGAGCCCAGCCCAGCCCUUAACCCUUCGCGCGCCAUGCCCGCGCUGCUCCCGGGCAGAGCCGCCCGGACGUGCCCGGCGCUGCCGCUGCCGCCGCCGCCGCGCCGCCGCCCGGCCCCGGCCCCGGCCCUGGGAGGCUGCCGGGGGGCGCCGUAGGGCCCCGGAGCGGGGAGGAUGCGGCAGCGGGUGCCGGUCCCCGAGGGGCUGCUGGCGCUGGGGGCGGCCGUGCUGUGGCAGCCGUGCCAGGGCAGCUGGAGCUGCGGGGAGCUGCGGUGCGGCGAGCGGGAGAGCUGCUGCGACUACGGCAAUGUCACCUACACGGAGAUCAAGUGCUGCAAGCUGCCCUUUCACACCUUCCUGGACAACGUGGGCUGGUUCGUGCGGAAGCUCUCGGGGCUGCUCAUCCUGCUCGUGCUCUUCGCCAUCGGCUACUUUCUGCAGCGCAUCAUCUGCCCCAGCCCGCGCCGCUACAGCCGCCCGCAGCGCCCCGCGCUGCCGCCGCCGCGGGGCUCGCCCGGCUCCCCGCUCACCGCCACGGCCGCCACCUCGCAGGACUCGCUGCUGGACAGCAGCAGCGGCGGCAGCGGCCGCUUCCCCGGCGAACGGGACGAGCCGCGCCUGCCCGCGCUCUCGCCCGUCUUCCUGCAGCUGCCCAGCUACGAGGAGGUGAAGUACUUGCCCACCUACGAGGAGUCCAUGCGGCUGCAGCAGCACAGCCCCAAGGACGUCGUGCUGCCCGUGUCCAGCCUGGCCACGGCCGCGGAGCCCGAGCGGGCAGGGGGCAGAGUCGCCCGCAGCUGCAGCUGAGCCAGCGGCUCCCCCUGCCCCGCGGCUUCAGCUCCGUGCAGCGGGCGCUGAGGAGGGCCCAGAAGCUCCCGGAGCAGCCCCCCGCCUCCUCCUGGCCUUUCCCUCUCCACUGUGUCUCUCCAGGGGACUGGAGGGGCACAGGCCUGCAGCUACACCAACAUCGUGCUUUCUCUGCCCCUCAGCUCACUAGGAACUCGGUGUGUGCCUGUCCCUACAACCCUGCUCCUCGCAGACUGAAGCCCCAAAAGGCACAAGCUGAGAUUUCCUGUAUGAUUAGAGCACAGGUUCUCCUUCAGGCCUGGGGACAGAGUGAGAGAGGAACGCUCCUAACCCGCUGUGGCAUUUUUGCCAAUCCUGCAAGACUCUCAGCUGCAGGCAGGAGCCUGGGAUGACUGUGCAGUUCAGAAGGGGCAUAGAAAAGCAGCCCCCUGAACGGUCAGCCCCACAGAAGUGAAUGCCAACAGCCCCCUUCCCGCUUCCACCAAUUGCUGCUACCAUUCAGAGUUCACGUUCUGCCAGCCUCCACUGGGGCAGUUUGGGACUAGGGCUCCCGCUAUAUUAAGUGCUGUUGUACAAACACCUAGAAAGACAUGGGCCUUGCCUGGAGGAUUUUACAAUCCAAGAUGCCUAUUUCAUGCAUUGUAAACUUUACCCAACAGUCAGACCACAGUCCAGGUGAUUACUGUACUGGUCCUCACCUGCAAGGAAAAGAUCAGUAAUGCAGAAAGAACACCAUAUGGCUAAUAAGUUGCAGUUCCACCCUUACCUCAUAAAAGGUAACCCGCUUGGAGCCCACGGACUUCUUGCUUAAAGAAUUAUUCACUCCAUUCAUCCACUCCAGACUUCCUUAGCUUGCUUGCAAGAAUGUUGUGGGAGAUGUAUCAAAAGCCUUGCUGAAGUCAAGGUAUAUCACGUCCACUGCUCUCCAUGCCUCCACAGAGCCAGUCGUUUCAUCAUAGAAGGCAAUCAGGAUCCUGAACUCAAAUCAUCUCAUGGUCGCUGCUAUCCAAGUUGCCAUCUACUUCUACAUUCCCCGCCAAUUCUUCUCUGUUUGUGACCAGCAGGUCAAGAAGACCAUGACCCCUCCAAGUUGGCCUCUCCAACUUUUGCACCAGUGUUGUGAUGUAGUGAGAUAACACUUUUUCUGGGACAACUGGAGCUAAUUCCAGUUAACUGCCAUUUGAGAUGCAUGACAAAAGACUGCCCCACAUGAGUCAAGCCUGGGACAAUCAGACCUUAGAUAAACCAGUCUUUGCUUUUAGCCUGAGAGAGGAAUGCCUGUCCCAGAUUUGUACAAUCUUGGUACCUUCUUUUCACAGUUAUUUAAAAGCCUGAUCAGCUGAAAAAGAAGUCUUGGAAGAGGCACAGUUUUUCUAGUGGAAGCAAUUCAGCCUUCUGGCUAAGAUCAAGCAAGGCUGCGGGCACCUGAACCCCAAGGCCCUCAGGCCUGUGGCUUGUAUGUAGGAUGCCUGCCUGAAUUUGGGGAGUAUCCGAAGCCUGAGACCAAUGGGUCUGGGAAGGAGAAUGCUUGUCCAGCAGCGUUCCCUCUAAGCUAUGCAGCGUGUGCAGCCGUGCUCAUGCCGCACUGCUAGGCAUACCUGUGCAGCUGCUCACACCACGCAGCUUAGAGGGAAUGCUGUUGCCCAGUGACAAAGCCACACAGCCUUGACGAUUCAGUUUUGCUCAGUGAAAUUUUGGAACUUGACUGUUAGGCUUUGCCCAAUUGAAUAUGGAACUGAUUUGGCCUUGUUAAAAAAAUAAAGAAAAAUCAAUAUGUUGUUUGUACCUAUUUCAGAUUUAAAUGAAAAAUUAACAGGGAAAAAUACACAGUAGCACUUAAUACACCAUAUUUUGCAAUAUUUUCUCCUCAUCUAGAUUUUCUAUACCAAAAUACUUAGAUCAGGACACAGCGAUGGUAAAGAAAAAGGAAAUAAAAAUGGAAAAGUUUAGAAUCCACCUGUAAAUUGUGAUUCAGAUCUAAAGUAGACUGACAGCAAUUGCAAUUCCAUACCAGUUGGUGAUCAAUGCAGUCUCCAUGAAAUGAAAUGAAGGUUUACUCCAAUUCCUAAUGAAUAGAUGUCCUUAGUGACCUGAGGAAGGGCACUUGAUGCCUGAAAGCUUUUCCAAGAGCUCUUCCAACUGUACAGUUACUUUAGUCCAAUAAAAGAUAUCACAAAAAAGCCUCACCUCUCAGUAAAAAGUCAUUAUUGCAUUUGACACUAAUUGGCACAUUUAAUGAUACUCCCUGUAGAAAGGCUAAGGAUGGAUCAGACAUUGAAGACUGAGCCAAUGCCUCACCAUACUUGUGAUCACCUAGGUUUAAGUCUGAAGCAUAUUAACAGUGAAGUUUAAAUAGGUAUGUCUGUACUAUACCCAUUCUGUAGAUGGCUAAGGGACUUCAGCUUUCAGUGAUUUUUUGGGGGGAGCUUUUCACAGCAUUACAUUUGCUAAUGGUCAACUUUCCUUUCUAAAAAAUUGUCUCCCGAUAUACACCCUGUUUACUUUGCAGUUACGGUAUUGCUACAAUGGUCAAAGAAAGCAGGGAACAAAAACCACUUGCCUAAAGUACAAUGCUUGCCUAAAUUAUGGCACUGUUGAAUUCUUCUCCAUGUGUCUAAUUCUGUUUUAAACUAGGGAUCAAUUACUGCUUUUUGCCACUGGAUUAGGUCCGGUUGCCUGCUGAGUGUCCCUCAACAGCUACUGAAAUAACUGAAAAUUGAAAGCUCUCAGCACCUCUCAGGAUCAGGCCCAUAAUCUCCAUUUAAACAGAUAGAGAGAAUAUCUGUCCAUCUUGAAGAAAGGAUUUAGAGUGGUGUCAAAAAGCACUGAUAGUACAUGUAGAUUAUAGAUAAUAUAAUCCUUCAUGUUUGGUAUACAGUCUUUUUAGCUGGAUAUCGUCUUAAUCUCCAAGAAAAAGGUAUGCUCAUUUAGAAAAGAGAUUAGAAUACCAGUAUUUCUAAUCAGUAGAUUGCAAAAUCCCAACUGCUGUGUCUAUUUCACUAUUUAAAAUAAAGGAUUUCCUGCAGUCCUUUAAAAUAAAUACACAGGUGAUCAAACAUAAUAUUGUUUAUACUUCCAUACUGGCUAAUCAGUCCAGGACUGUGCAAAGAAAGUGAUUAGCUUGGUAUUUCUUUGAUGAUAGCAAGCCAUUAUCUUUUCAUAUAAAGCACUCAUGCAGUUAUAAACAUCUAACAGGUAGGUGAAUGCACCUAUGUUAAAAACCAACUAAUGUAUAUGUAUGCUUUGAACUUCAUACCAUUUGUCAGCUCUUGACUGCAGUGAAUCACUGAAAAUACACAUCACUGGAAAUAAACGAUCUAAACAGUAAUUUCUUCAGGUUUUAAGAAGUAAAAUAUGAAUGUGCAGCACAUAUUAUCACACCACAUUUCAUGACAGGUGUGAGAGGACAUCAUAAGUGAAAUGGUUAGCUAGUUAAUUUUACCAUCUUCUGAAAAAAUAAAUUCCUGGUACCUUUAAAUGUACAUAUGGCUUUAUAUACAUUAGUCCAUAUAUUCCUCUAGCUACAUAAAACUAUAAGUAAUAAAACUCAGUUACACCUGUUCAACACAAAACUGUAUUUUAUGGAAACAUGAGAUAUCAGUUAAUUUUGCAGCUAAUAAAUAAAUGUUACUAGUGAUACCUUUAAUUUUUACAAAAAUAAAGUUCAAAUUUUCAACGUUUA